This is a messenger RNA of Pongo pygmaeus (Bornean orangutan), 2184 nucleotides long. RefSeq names its product protein-L-isoaspartate (D-aspartate) O-methyltransferase (gene PCMT1). Gene Ontology annotation, cellular component: cytoplasm. Gene Ontology annotation, molecular function: protein-L-isoaspartate (D-aspartate) O-methyltransferase activity. Gene Ontology annotation, biological process: protein modification process. Lineage: Eukaryota; Metazoa; Chordata; Mammalia; Primates; Hominidae. The record is from RefSeq and is a predicted model, not a curated record. Bases 540 to 1400 code for a protein of 286 amino acids. The transcript is spliced from 8 exons.
AACAGUGACGUGCUUGUCACAAAGCCAGAGGCCGGUGUACUCGGGUUAGAGAGGGCCUUUGUCGUUGGGUUUUCUUCUUAUUGUAUUAUUCGGGCUCCACCGACCCAAAUAUUAGUCAACUGGGUUGGGCGAGGUAGGACGGAUGAAGCCCACCGUCUAACAAUCUGGAACAUCUAUAGGAGCAGAUCUGCCGCUUGAAACAGCUGACCCAGCGGCGACUGCGGAACCACUAGCAGCGUCUGCACAGAUCGACCCCGCCAUCCCCCCGUCCCGCUCGGUGACCGGAGACGCAGCUGGGAACGCGACUGAUCAGGCUACCGAGCCUGGCCGCAGGGCGAAGGCGGUGCGGUCCGAGGCCUCAGAAAGGGACACGCAGCAGCGGCAGUGGCGCUGACUCAGCCCGGCCUCCCUGCAGUCCCCUGGCAGCCGUAGCAGCCACAGGGGCGGGCGGCUGGGCUACACGCCUCCCCCCGCCCUCGGCCCCACCCGGCCGCACCCUAAGCCGCGCAGCGUCACAGAGCGCAUGCGUGCCGCGGGGCAUGCCGGGAGCGCGCAGUGGCGGCAGCGGCGGCGACGGCAGUAACAGCGGCAGCUACAGCGGGGACGCGAGCGGGGCGGUGACGGUGUGGGAGGUGGUCUCACUCUUGGGAAAACUGCUGGGCACCGUCGUCGCGCUGAAGGUGGUUCUGUACCUGCUCCGAGUGUGCUUAGCGAUGGCCUGGAAAUCCGGCGGCGCCAGCCACUCGGAGCUAAUCCACAAUCUCCGCAAAAAUGGAAUCAUCAAGACAGAUAAAGUAUUUGAAGUGAUGCUGGCUACAGACCGCUCCCACUAUGCAAAAUGUAACCCAUACAUGGAUUCUCCACAAUCAAUAGGUUUCCAAGCAACAAUCAGUGCUCCACACAUGCAUGCAUAUGCGCUAGAACUUCUAUUUGAUCAGUUGCAUGAAGGAGCUAAAGCUCUUGAUGUAGGAUCUGGAAGUGGAAUCCUUACUGCAUGUUUUGCACGUAUGGUUGGAUGUACUGGAAAAGUCAUAGGAAUUGAUCACAUUAAAGAGCUAGUGGAUGACUCAAUAAAUAAUGUCAGGAAGGACGAUCCAACACUUCUGUCUUCAGGGAGAGUACAGCUUGUUGUGGGGGAUGGAAGAAUGGGAUAUGCUGAAGAAGCCCCUUAUGAUGCCAUUCAUGUGGGAGCUGCAGCCCCUGUUGUACCCCAGGCGCUAAUAGAUCAGUUAAAGCCUGGAGGAAGAUUGAUAUUGCCUGUUGGUCCUGCAGGCGGAAACCAAAUGUUGGAGCAGUAUGACAAGCUACAAGAUGGCAGCGUCAAAAUGAAGCCUCUGAUGGGGGUGAUAUACGUGCCUUUAACAGAUAAAGAAAAGCAGUGGUCCAGGGAUGAAUUGUAAAAGCAACAUCAGCUUGACCAGUAUAAAAUUACAGUGGAUUGCUCAUCUCAGUCCUCAAAGCUUUUUGAAAACCAACACCAUCACAGCUUGUUUUGGACUUUGUUACACUGUUAUUUUCAGCAUGAAAAUGUGUGUUUUUUUAGGAUUUCUGAUUCUUCAAAGAGGCACAGAGCCAAAUUGGUAGAGGAAGGAUGCAAAGUAUAAAUUUGUGUAAUAUUACUUUAACAAGCCCAUAUUUUACUUGGAAAUAUUAAAAGAAAGGGUUCUGUAAAAUGGAAAACUUAGUUUGUGAAUUGAUUUUGAGGAGUGGUUUUUCUUUUCUUGGACACUUAAUUCUGUUCUGGUAUUAUGAGAUUGCUUUUGUGCAUUGGAUAACACCACCAUUCACAAGUUAAGAUUCUUGGUAUUUGGAUGUCUGUUAGAUGCUACUAAGAAAAUAGAGAUGAGCUUUCUUUUUAAAGCUUUUGAUGUGGUGUCAUAGAAUAGCAUGUUGUAGAUACAAUCAGCUGCUUUGUUACCUUAAAACUAGGCAUUUGUAAAUAUUAAACCUUAAGAUGGCAGGUGAUGUCCUGUAAACACUCAGCUGUUCAGAUUGGACAUAACUGACUUAGUUCUUCUCUUCUCUCUCUCAAAAUUAUAGGAGACUUGUAGUUUAGUGUUGUUUUCUGUUUCUAAUUUGCUGCUGAUAAUGUAUAUGAACUUAACAUGCUGUGUAAGCUGUGUCCUAGUUCUUGAACAGUUUAUGCAGUGCUGCUUUGCCAAAUAAAGUUAAAAGUAAAAGAGG